Cordyceps fumosorosea ARSEF 2679 is the source of this 777-nucleotide messenger RNA. Its product is annotated as electron transfer flavoprotein beta-subunit. Gene Ontology annotation, molecular function: electron transfer activity. The transcript has 3 exons. NCBI's taxonomy places the organism in Eukaryota, Fungi, Ascomycota, Sordariomycetes, Hypocreales, Cordycipitaceae. Bases 1 to 777 code for a protein of 258 amino acids. Gene Ontology annotation, cellular component: cytosol. The record is from RefSeq and is a predicted model, not a curated record.
AUGUCUUCGCUACGAAUUCUUGUUCCCAUUAAGCGGGUAAUUGAUUAUGCUGUCAAGCCGCGCGUCAACAAGGCGCAGACGGGCGUCGAGACGGCCGGCGUGAAGCACUCGAUGAACCCGUUCGACGAGCUUUCGGUCGAGGAGUCGGUGCGGAUCCGGGGGGAGGAGCGCAGCCCGGGCGGCGUGGAGGACAUUUGCGUGGUGUCGGCCGGGCCGGCCAAGGCGCAGGACGUGCUACGGACGGCGAUGGCGAUGGGCGCGGACCGGGCCAUCCACGUGGAGCUGGCCGAGGGCGAGGAGCUGGAGCCGCUGGCGGUGGCGAAGCUGCUGGCGGCGACGGCGGCGCGGGAGAAGAGCAACCUGGUGGUGCUGGGCAAGCAGAGCAUCGACGACGACGCCGGGCAGACGGGCCAGAUGCUGGCGGGGCUGCUCGGGUGGCCGCAAGCGACGCAGGCGAGCAAGGUCGAGUUCGGCGCGGACGACAGCGUGACGGUGACCAAGGAGGUGGACGGCGGCGUGGAGACGGUGCGGGCGAAGCUGCCGAUGGUGAUCACGACGGACCUGCGGCUGAACGUGCCGCGCUACGCGAGCCUGCCGAACAUCAUGAAGGCCAAGAAGAAGAAGCUGGAAAAGGUCAAGCUCGGCGACCUGGGCAUCGGCAACGAGGUCCGCCUCAAGAUCCUCAAGGUUACUGAACCUCCCGCGAGACAGGGUGGUGGCAAGGUCGAGGAUGUCGACGGCCUGGUUAGCAAGCUCAAGGAGCUCGGUGCUCUGUGA